GCGCGACGGCCGCGCACGGAGACGAUGAGCGCGAGGAAGUCCAUCCUCGCGAGCACGACGCGGAGCCGUCGCAGCCGAAGAAUCGCGAACCUGGAGGACGACGACGACGCGACGCGCGCGGACGCGCGGACGGACGCGGAACGUCCCCCCCCCGGGGACGACGACGAAGAUCUCUCUCGACGGUCGUCCUCCUUCCCGCGCGGGCACGUCUCCCUCGGCGCGACGUUCCUGUGGACGCUCGUCGCGGUCGCGAUCGCGCUCAUGACGAGCGUGAACAGCGUGACCGUCGUCCGCGGCAGCGCGGCGUACGCGUCCGACGCGGACGCGCGCGCGCUCGCGGGGCGGAUGCGACGCGUCGGCGACUCCGUGGACGCGCUCGCGCGAGCGAUGACGCUUCACGCGGGGAAGCGCACCCCGGAGCGCGAUUUGAACGCGGUGAAGCGCACCUUGAGCACGCUGACGACGAAGCUGAAGGCGCAAGACGCCGCGAUCGCGAAGGCGGCGAAGAGCGGGCCCGCGCCGCCGCCGACGCCGCCGCCCGGGCCGACGCGGGGGGACUACGACGCGAUGACCGCGGGGAACGAAAAAGAGUUCGACGCCAUCAGACGCGCGCUCGCGGAGGACGACGCCCGCGACGCGAGCGCGAAGCGAGAGCUCGAGGCGCUUCGCGAGGAGCUUCGCGAGGCGAGCGCGAAGCGAGAGCUCGAGGAGCUCAGAAAAGCGCUCGCCGCGGUGGAGAAGACGGCGAGAGAAGCGGCGGCGGCGGCGGCGGCGGCGGCGGCGGCGGCGAAACCGGCGCCGGCGCCGGCGAGAGAUGCGGACACGAACGAGUGGCCGAAGAACGCGGCGGCGGCGAAGGACGUGGACGCGCUGAGGAAGGAGAUGGGCGCGCUCGCGAAGGAGGUGGCCGCCGCGAAGAAAAAGGCGGCGCCGGCCGCGCCCGCGCCGCUCCCGAAGAAGGAGCUCGACGCGCUGCGGAGGGAGCUAAAGGAUGAGAUCGCGAAGGCGAACGCGAAGGCGAAGGCGACCGCGGACGCCGCGGCGAAAGCCGCCGCGAAGGCGGCGUCGAGGGCGGGAUCAUCGGGCCCCGCGGCGGCGUCGGACGCUGCCGCGGCCGCGGCGGCGGCGGCGGCGGCCGCGAAGGAAGUCGACGCCCUGCGCGCGGAGGUGUCGGCCCAACUCGCGGCGUUGAGCGCGUCCGCCGCGGAUGCCGCGAAGGCGUCGUCCUCGGGGCCCGCGGCGGCUUCCGACGCCGCCGCGGCCGCCGCCGGCGCCGAGAAGGAUAUCGAAGCCCUCCGCGCGGAAGUCCGAGCCGAGCUCGUGGCGUUGAGCAAACGAGCGUCCACCGCGGACGUCGCCGUCGCCGCGGACGUGGACAAAAAGCUCGACAAAAAGUUGGAGUCGUGGAAGGGCAAGCCGAUGGUCACGCGGACGCACGUCGCGGACGAAGUCCGCGCGCAGCUCGAGCGGUUCAAAUCGGAUAAGACCGGGCGCGUGGACUACGCGCUGUUCAGCGGCGGCGGCAAGGUUGUCGGACACAGCGUGUUAUCUCCGCUCGUGAGCGCCGGGGAUGGAUUCGGAACGAAAGCGUUGAAGAGCCUCCGCGGCGGCACGCACCCGAAAGCGGACGAGUGGGUGAUCACCGCCACGACGCAGGCCGCGGGCGAGUGCUUAGCCCUGAGAGGUAAUCGCGGACACGUGGACAUUCGACUGCGAGAGGCUGUCCACGUGGACGCGGUGACGAUAGAGCACGUCCCGCGCGGGGUGGCGUACGACAUCACCUCCGCGCCCAAGGACGUCUCCGUGCUCGGGUGGAACCGGACGAGGACAGCGCCGGCGAAGAACAGCGACGCGCUCGCGGCUUUGGGGUCGUUCCGGUACGCCGUGGACGCGAGCGCGGGUUCCCAGGUGGGGUCGACGCAGACGUUCGCGCUGCGAGGCGGCGGCGGCGGCGCCGUGGAUCACGUCCGGUUCGAGGUGCGCUCAAACUACGGGAACGACCGCUGGACGUGUUUGUACCGGCUCAGAGUGCACGGAACCCCGGUCGCGAAGCCGCGCGAGCCCGUGCUCGACUAG
Micromonas pusilla CCMP1545 is the source of this 2076-nucleotide messenger RNA. RefSeq lists its product as uncharacterized. Gene Ontology annotation, molecular function: protein-membrane adaptor activity. The transcript has a single exon. Gene Ontology annotation, cellular component: nuclear envelope. Bases 25 to 2076 code for a protein of 683 amino acids. The record is from RefSeq and is a predicted model, not a curated record. NCBI's taxonomy places the organism in Eukaryota, Viridiplantae, Chlorophyta, Mamiellophyceae, Mamiellales, Mamiellaceae.